AUGCAGGGGAAAAUGCUGUUGUCUGCGACUCAUCAACUGCGCGCCCUGCGCGCCAAGCAGCACGCGACACGUGCGGUCGUCGAGGAGCACAUGGCGGCCUACGAGGCCGCCCGGUACGCGUACGAAGCCGCAGAGCGUCAGGAGGCGGAGUUACGAGUGAUGUUGCACACCGCGGAGGCACGCACGGCCCAGCUACUCCGAGACUUUUACGAUGCGGAGGCUCAAUUGCACAACGCAGCGACCGAUCUCAGUCACAUACAGUCUCUCUGUCAUUCUCUUGAGAGCCGCAUCGCAGAGCAUGUCAGGUGUCAGCGCUCCGCCGUGCUUCUGCUGGUACAGCCAUCUUCGUCCACGGUACCAUCAUCAUCGCCACGGCUCUGCCAGAUAGAUCCGUACAGUCUCUUGCACACGCCCACGGGUGCGGCCUUUACGUAUGACCUUGUCGAACUCAGCACCUGUGCGGUGGCGGGCCAGGCAGCGGGGAUGUACAGCGAUAAUGAGGACCAUGAUGCUAGUGAGCCAGAGGGCAGGAGCGGCACCGCGGACGCGGAGGCUGAGAGGAACAACGAUAAAGGCGAUGAUGUUGUUGCAGAGGCAAACGCGCUUCCAACCUUCCCAAGCAGCACGUCUCUCUUAACCGAUGCCGUCCAGGACGUGCUUCACGGUUACCACUAUACGCUCUUCUGCACGUCUGCAGAUGGCUGCUGCCUCUGCUGCCACAACGGCAAUCCAACCAACAAAGCUUGUGCAGCCAUUGCACCGUCAAUCAGCGGUGUGCCAGCCAUGACAUGCAGGCAACUUCACAAGGAUCGGUCGACGUGCCAGCCGGCGAACUUAUGUCUGCGCCUUCUUCAGCUCCUUCAGCGAGAAGCCGUGCGCAGUGGUGCUCGCGCGCUCCGCAUCACUGUCGCAGCCGGCUGCGUUGGUGGAGGGGAAGCGGCAUACAUCCAGAGAGUAGGAGUCACGACAACGACAGCGCCGGCCUCAGCAACAGCUCGUGCAGCUGCUUUGUGUGGCUGGACAGAUCUGCUUCUCCCGGUAGCCGCGCGGCACCAGCAGUUGACUGUCACCAUGGAAGCUGUACCAUCCGACGAGCGAGAGGAGGCAGGACGGCUAUCCAUGGCGGCCGACGUGGAGAGUGUGCAGGAAAGGAGCGACAGCAGCGUUAGAGCCAGUUCAUGGCUCGACGUCACCUACACACAUUACGAUCGCAGCCGUGUAUUACUGCAGUCGACGCCUUCUGCGGCUGUGGCCAACGAAACCCCACUGAUAACGCAGGUGCCCACUCUUGAAGGAGUGCCUGUGGGCUCCAUCGAGGAGGCAGUUUUCUGGCUGCAGGAGGCUGGCCUUCUCGCCACAUCGGACACCUCGAAGGACCCCAAAGAUGCGGCAACGCUGGGAUCCUCUACCGCGACUUCAACUAGUCAUGUCGAUGCGCAGGCGACGACGUUCGCUUCCGCUGUGGUGGUUCUCCUCAUAGGCGUGGACAGCAAGGACGCAGCAGGCAAACUGCACUCGAGUCUCUUGCGCAUCGUCGGCGAUGCUCACUUCGAUCCGGGAGGCUUUGCAAACGCCACAUCGCUGCGGAAGAGGGGCAGCAGAGGUGAAAAGAGCGAUGCACCCGUGUGCUGCUCUCCCUCGUCGCUUGCGCUGUACAUGUCCCAUGCCAUGGGGGCCAUCGCACGCACAGCUGCCGCAAGGACACCGGAUGCGCCGGGAGCCGAGCUCUCUAUCGCACCCGUGAACGGCGAACGGGGUAGUGCAGCUUCGAGAUGUCCUGCUGAGAUGCUACUGUUGCAGCGUGCAGAGGUGGCUCCUCUCGCUGCCUGUGAGAUACGCGCUGUCGCUCACCGCAUUUCUUUGCACUGCCCAACCGAGGUGCGCGCCAUCGCAGCCGUAACCCAUGGACACGCCUUCCCGCCUCUUCAACUCGAUGCGGUUUGGUCGCUCUGGGCGGCGCUGUUGCGGCCUGUGUUUGGGGGCAACAGCAAAGCUCUCUGGCUGCAUUGCACGAGCUGUGGUGACUGUGGCGGUAGUCGCAGAGACAGAGGCGACGGCACAAGCUCCCAUGACCCUGCAGAGGGUGUCUCUACCCCCGACGACCCUCGUACUUGGCCCGUCCCACGCGACGAUACAGCAGCGCUUCGACUCUGCGCGCUUUUCUGCCGACUGGUGCGCCAUGACGCGGUCGCCUCCAAAAUAUCACCAGACCUGGCGCGUCUUGCGCGCGUCCGCCCGUGA
Messenger RNA from Leishmania braziliensis MHOM/BR/75/M2904, 2241 nucleotides. RefSeq lists its product as hypothetical. The record is from RefSeq and is a predicted model, not a curated record. NCBI's taxonomy places the organism in Eukaryota, Euglenozoa, Kinetoplastea, Trypanosomatida, Trypanosomatidae. Bases 1 to 2241 code for a protein of 746 amino acids. The transcript has a single exon.